GGGCCUUGCCACAGCCUCCCGUCCUCAUCGUCCUUAACCUCUGUAUCGUCUAUUGCUACCCACGUUGAAGCGUCAUUGAUACCUCCUCAUGUCCAAAUUCGCCCCUCAUCGUCGCUCUGCUAAUGCCCCACGUGCUACGUCCUCCACUAUCUGCCAGAAAUGCCUUCAAACAGGCCAUUUUACGUACGAAUGCAAGUCUUCGCGUCCUUACGUAGCGCGUCCUUCGCGGACACAGCAACUCGAGAAUCCCAACCUGCUUACGAAAUUGAAGACUGAGGACAAGCCAUCCAUUGAGGUGCCCGAGGAGUUUAGGAGCAAGACCGGCACUGCCGACCGAAUCUUGGAAGCUAAGGAGAAGGAGCGUGCUAAGGGUGCUCCUUCCACUGAUGCUCAAGCAGCUUCCACCAAGGGCAAGAAACGAACCCGCGCAUCAUCGAGUUCUGAAAGCUCUAGUAGCGAUUCAGACUCGGAUUCGGGUUCGAGUUCGAGCUCGAGCUCUUCCUCCGAGUCGGGGAGCUCUUCCGGUUCUGACUCUGAUUCGAGGUCGAACUCGCCGACUAGCGCCGAUUCGGUCAGAGGAAGAGGCAGGAACUAUCGAUCAGGAAGCAGCAGCAGCAGCAGUCCGAGCAAAAGUCGAAGACGGUAUCAGUGACGACUGCCCCGAUAUGAAAGUGGACGUUCUUUGCCUGUUCGCGUUGAGCACCGAUACCUAAUGCUCUGUCUUGACGAUAUGUAUCACUAGGAUUGCACUUCAUGCGAGAACGUAUGAUGUAGUGUGCAAUGGUAUCAGAUUGCAGUGAAUCUCGUCUGACUGAAUAACUAAUAUAUACAACGCGGUGCCUC
Messenger RNA from Laetiporus sulphureus 93-53, 843 nucleotides. RefSeq lists its product as uncharacterized. Lineage: Eukaryota; Fungi; Basidiomycota; Agaricomycetes; Polyporales; Laetiporaceae. The record is from RefSeq and is a predicted model, not a curated record. The transcript has 4 exons. Gene Ontology annotation, molecular function: nucleic acid binding; zinc ion binding. Bases 89 to 652 code for a protein of 187 amino acids.